This is a messenger RNA of Gambusia affinis (western mosquitofish), 1482 nucleotides long. RefSeq names its product lebercilin-like protein. Gene Ontology annotation, biological process: intraciliary transport. Gene Ontology annotation, cellular component: axoneme. The transcript has 8 exons. The record is from RefSeq and is a predicted model, not a curated record. Bases 127 to 1119 code for a protein of 330 amino acids. Lineage: Eukaryota; Metazoa; Chordata; Actinopteri; Cyprinodontiformes; Poeciliidae.
UGUUUAGAUAAGAUUCCAAAGACAUUUAAUUAGCAUAGACCGAUUUACUAAGCUGAGUUGUUUCCGGUUUUGGCAAGAACAUUCUUUCUUAUGUUUCACAAGGUGUCAAAUUCUUCUUAAAGUUGUAUGGAUGGGGAUCGUGAUACAGUGAGCUGCAGUACCAACACCUCAAGGUGGUCCAGUCCCUGCUGUGGUUCUGAUGGUCCAGGGUAUCGAUCUGACCGUGAGGAGAGAGCUGACAGGACUCCAGAUGAGCAUCCGUCAGCUAAACUCCAAGGACCAAAGCAAUCUGGAUACAGUGAAGGCAAUGCAAGAUGCACGAAAGCCCGAGCAGUCCAGAAGCAGAAAAUGAAGCACGAAAUCCUGAAGAUGCCUCCAAUCCGUACUCUGCACGGUUUCAAGUCAGUGAACCAGGCCCCCAACAUGAACUGCAUCUGGGCGCUGAAGAGUCAGGUAUGGGAUCUGCAGCAGCAGCUCAGUGAAGCCAAGACUGAGAACAAACUGCUGAAGAAAGUCCAGAACCGCCACACGGUGGCGCAGCAGCACUUCAGAGACUCAAAUGACGGCAUCUCCCAGAUUUUAGCCAAGCACAACAAUGAAACCAAAGCUCUUCAGGGUUUGCUCCGUGAAACCCGCAUGUCCCGUGACAACCUGGGCAGGCGGCUGCAGGCCACAGAAAGAAAGCUGCUCAGCAUGAAGGACACUCUACAGCACCUGCAGCAGCUCAGCCAGGACCAGAGUCUACUGGAGAGGGAGGAACUCACCCUGAAGCUGGCCUUGGUCACUACACAGCUGGAGGACAGGGAUCGGAAGAUAAAGAACAUGGAGAGAACCCUUGAGUUGUACCAAGAAUCAUUCAAACGCCAAAUAGACUCCGAACAAAGAAAGCUCAGAGAGGCAAAAAGAGCAUCAGUCUGUCUGCAAGAGCACAUCCACCAGCUGACCAGAGAGCUUCAGCUCAGAGAAAAAGAAGUGCAGAAACAUAAUAUUUACUACCACAGGAUGGUUAAAGGACACAGCAAAAAAGCUAAAGAGAAUAAGAUUGUGCAGACGGAUAGAUUUGUCCAAACAUCACCAGAUCUAUCGAAGAGAGAUGUUUUGGCACAUAAGGAGUCUUGAACACCAGAGUCUUGAGUACCGGAAAUUGGAUGCUUUAUGAAUCCAUCAUGCCCAUUUAAAGUUCCUGUGAUCAUCCAAGCCCUGUUAGAGUGUUGCUUGCUGAAAGCCCAAAAAGAAACAAUUCUGAAAACACUGUAUUAGAAGAUGAUCACCAAGAGGUAUUCAAAGAAAAUAUUGAGAAAAACUAUUGGGAAGAAAACCGAGAUGAGAGUGUAGAACACCUGGCCGAACGACAAAGAAGCCGAGGCUUUAGAAACUUUACAGAAGUUAUAAGAGAAGAAAACAGAAGAUAAAAUUAAAUUGGCCAAUGUUUUAGAAACAACUCUGAAUGCAACCAUGUCAAAUAAAAAUGAAUGCACAGCU